AUGAUGCCGCUAUUUGAUAUCACUUACCUUGUGCAGCAAAACAGACAGGCUGCUGCUGCGCAUGAGGCACCAAUGCCACCAUCCGCUCCUCGGCGCUCUAAUACGCGAUCUAUGGAUGACCAACAGUCAAAUAACGCUCAGGAGCAGUACUAUCAAUUGCACCGAGAACCUACCCAGAGGCCUUGUCCUGAGUUGCGUGAUGCUGGCAGUGACAUUGACACGAAAGUCCAUCUUUAUGAUAAAGUCGCACCCAACGAAGACGAUAACACUGUCCGCGAUAACCAUGACAACACACUCUACUGUAAAAACCAGUACUCUGCAGAACAGGCCGAAUUUGAUGACUAUAUCGAGCGGCCCUCCCCUAUCAUUGACCACAAAGCUGAGCGCGCCGCCGCCCGUGACUACAUUAACGUAACCACUGCUGCAUUACCUACUGCAAGUUCAGCGGCUCUGAUCUUAUCAUUACCGAAUUUUGCUCUGGCUUUUAUAUUGGUACUGUCGUACCUGGACUCCCUGGCAAUUUGCGGCUCGGGAGGUCGGAAGGUGCCACAAGUGACGACUGAUAUACCUUCAAUUUCAACACUUUUACUGAACGUCACGGGGUCGGAGAUUGAAGAGGAUAGUUCCAUGGCGUUAUGA
Molecule: messenger RNA, 639 nt
Organism: Trichoderma breve
Lineage: Eukaryota; Fungi; Ascomycota; Sordariomycetes; Hypocreales; Hypocreaceae
Exons: 2
Coding region: 1-639 (212 amino acids)
Source: RefSeq, a predicted model, not a curated record